This is a messenger RNA of Salarias fasciatus (jewelled blenny), 4847 nucleotides long. Its product is annotated as PQ-loop repeat-containing protein 1. The record is from RefSeq and is a predicted model, not a curated record. Gene Ontology annotation, cellular component: endosome; trans-Golgi network. Lineage: Eukaryota; Metazoa; Chordata; Actinopteri; Blenniiformes; Blenniidae. Gene Ontology annotation, biological process: phospholipid translocation; retrograde transport, endosome to Golgi. The transcript is spliced from 5 exons. The coding region runs from base 328 to 1062 and encodes 244 amino acids.
UUUGUUUACCCUCCAACAUGGCCUCAAGGAGACCCCCGUAUUUAGGCACGUCUUCGCCGAGGACUGCGGCAUCUCGUCAGGAGAGGCACUCCGACUGAAUAAGACGUUUAAAAAGUUUGCGACAGAAACGCUGAGAGAACCGUGUAUUCGCGCGCGUGGACGUGCACGCGCCCGUGUCUCCUCCUGUGAUUGUGGGGAACGGGAUUUGAAAGUGGGAACCCGGCGUGCUUCUGUCGUGCGUAGACUCGGUUGUUUUUAAAUAAACCUAAGGAAAUCUUCUGGUGCCGCCACAGCACCGCCGGGACCCCCUGAGCUACAGCCGCCGUGAUGGAUGCAGAGGUGGUCCUGCAGGAGGAGGACCUGGAGGGCUCGUGGACGCUGCUGUCCUGGCUGGCGUCCCUGGUCAUGGUGUUCGGAGGAGCUCUGCCCUACGUGCCGCAGUUCCAGGAGAUCCAGAGAAGCGGAAACACCGAGGGCUUCUCCACCCGAGUGUGCCUGGUGCUGCUCGUCGCCAACAUCCUGCGAAUCUUCUUCUGGAUCGGGAAGCAGUUUGAGCUGACGCUGCUGCUUCAGAGUGUGGUGAUGAUCCUCACCAUGUUUGCCAUGCUCCACCUCUGCUGCGCCGUCCAGAACACCAACCGAGUGAGCACCAAGCAGCACCGGCUCGCAGACUUGAACUUGCAGUACUUCUGGAAAUGGAGCGCGUUCGAGGACUACCUGCUCUUCUGCUUCGGCCUCACCGUGCUGUGUGCAGUGGUCACGCUGCUGCUGCUGGACUCGGCCGUGUUCGUGGAGACUCUGGGCUCUCUGGCCGUGAUGUUUGAAGCCAUGCUGGGUCUCCCGCAGCUCCUGCAAAACUUCCAGAACCACUCCACCAAAGGCAUGAGUGUGAAGAUGGUGCUGCUGUGGACGGCCGGCGACGUCUUCAAGACCACCUACUUUGUGAUAAACGAAAGCCCGGCUCAGUUCUGGGCUUGCGGUUCCGUCCAGAUCCUGAUCGACGUGGCCAUCCUGCUCCAGGUGCUGCUUUACAGCCAAGACACGCGAGUCAAGCUGGGCUGAGGGCGGCUGAGAAGCAGGAAAGUCCAGGAGCCCUCAAGUAGAACCCGGGUAGAUGUUCAGUGAAAACCAAAGUCUGCAUUAGAAUGUCAUUCAGUGAUCAGCCUUGACUCCAAGUAAUGUCAAAAAAAGAAGAAAAAGUUUACAUCCAAGUGCCAAUAGGAAACAAACUCAGCCUUGAACAAAUUCACCAACAUUUUCUAUCAAGCUUUAAAGGCAACAUGCUGUAAGUCUGGUAAGGCAGCUUUUUCCAAAGCUUUUUAUUAUAUAUUUUAUUAGUGUUAUUUAUUUCCCUCAUUAUGUGGCUUCCUGAUGUGCGGUGAACAUGGAAGCCGUGAGGGGGAAGCAUCACUCACGCUGGCAGCUCGCUAACAGCACGCCUCUGCCGCUGUAAUGGUAACUGUACGCGUCCGUCCUGCCCCGGCGGCCCUGCGCUGGAAUCCACUGCCUGAGUGAUGACUUCCCCGUUUGGCACUCCUCACUUCACUGGACUGCUCUCAUGGUGUGUAGAGAGUGUGUGUGUGUGUGUGUGUGUGUGUGUGUGUGUGUGUGUGUGUGUGUGUGUGUGUGUGUGUGUGUGUGUGUGUGUGUGUGUGUGUGUGUGUGUGUGUGUGUGUGUGUGUGUGUGUGUGUGUGUGUGUGUGUGUGUGUGUGUGUGUGUGCGCGCGCGCCUAUGGGUGUGUUGGCGUCCGUGUUAAUGUUUCUGGAUCUGAUAUUGAUUUUUGCUGUUGGCAAACCGCACCAAGCCAAAACCACAACACACACACACACACACACACACACACACACACUCGAGGUGUUAAACACACAGGCCAUCCGUCUGCAUACGAUGAGUUCAUGUUGCUUUCUGGUUUGAUUGACAACCAAAGCAUUUCUCUCACAUAGGAAACCAGAAUCUUUAGAAUGCUGCGGUGUGUUUCACUGCAACCAAAAUGUUUUUAUAGACCCUAAAAAAAUCGCGUCAAACUCCAGGUCAGCUUGACAUGAUCUUAACGUGACAGUAUUAAUGAAAACAUUUAUACGUUUGUACCUUUAUUUAUUGCCUCCUGGCUUUGUGGUAUAUGUUCCCCUGUUCUUCAAACACAAAGAAAAGAAAAUACUCAGGAUGAACCUGCCAGCAGUGUCUGGAAGUGAAUUUAUUCACUUGUUACAACCUGGAGUCCAGACUUAGAGCUGAUUGCAUUUAGCCUAAAACAGUUACAGUGACUUGGAAUACCAGCUUAUAUUAUGUAGUGAUAUGAGUUUUUCGGGCAGCUUAAUGCAUUCAUAAACGCUCUUCAGGUAGAAAAAUGGAUGAAUUCCAGUAAAUACUGUGAACAAUUUCACUGCAGAUGUCAUUCAUUCAGUUCAGUAAGUGAAACCUCAAAGAGAUUAGCUUCAAGAACAUGAGAAUCAUCCCUCGCAAAACUGAAAUCUCAUAUGAACGACUUAGAAAAAGAUAGUUCUGUCUGUGGAUCUGAAUGUAUAAAUCAUGAAAAGAAAGACUAUGGCUGGAGAAUAGAUUAGUUUUGUGUAUUAUAGAGAAGAAUGCUCACAACUUUUUAGUGUGCUGAGCUCAAUGCACUUCUGUGAUUAUUUUGGCAGCAUCGCCAUCUAAACGCUCGCACUCACUGAUAAGAUUCAGCUCUGAUUCGUUUGUUACGCCGACAAAUUUCUGACUGUUGCCCCGUCCUGGUUUCAGCUGGUUCAGAUUUCGUUGAUGUGUAAAUCAAACCACAGUAGAGCCAGAUGUGGAGGAGCACUGCUCCAGGCGAACAGGCAUCACCUCGCUUUGUGCACAUAAGGUGCAAUAUUUACAUGAACAACCUGUAAAAAUACGACCACACACCUCAUAAAGAUGACACGAGCACGUAAAUGAUAGCAGGUAAAUGCAUAUCCCACUAUGAUCACACGUCCAGAGAGCGUGAAAUGUACCUUAAAGUCCUCCAUAUUUGCGUUAAAGAACAGCUGCUCAAUAUCAGGUGAACACUUGAAUGUUUAUUUUUGGCAUUAAAAAUCAACUGAGAUCAUUACUGUUUAUGAAUUAAGUCACUGAAUAUUUGUGAAUUUUAACAUUUAAAAUACUGAAAAGUAUUAAAACAUAAUUUACUGUCAAUCAUGAUUUCAUUGCAAUAACAACAAGCUGCCAGUAUGAUGUGUAGUGCUGCUUUAAAACCGUCUGUGCAAAUGCACAUACACACACACACACACACACACACACACACACUGUCACCUUCAUAAAUACUGAGCAUUGAAAUUAAAUGUUGAGACCAAUCCAUGCCCUGAACACUCAAAACAACAGAAAGCUGUGAAAAACAUUUGCUUUCAGGCACGUCUACAAACAAACGUGUGUACGCAUGCACAAAAAAUAUACCGAGUGACGAAAUGUUGAAACUAAUGCAAUAUUGAAACGGUAAGAAAACACUGCCAGUGGCGCUCCAUUUGCCGGCGCAUGGUUCACGUGAAGUGCACGAAUGUUUUCUGCUCACACUGCUCUCCCUGCGGUGGCGGCUAAGUUGUGGGCAGCAUUAAGUCCUUUACGUCUCAUUAGCGCGCCUGCCGCUGCGUUUCCCUGCCUGCCGUGUUUCAGCUCACUCAUCCAGAGUGCUGAUGGACGCCGCCUCCGUCUAAUCGGUCUGCAAGGGAAAUCACCGCCAUUAUGGAAACACCGAAACUUGAUUCAGCCUGUCCAGCCUCCCAAAAGUGCAAAAAAAAAAAAAAGAAAUGUUCAUGCAUUUUUUAUAUGAAGGCUUUCCUUAUAAUUGAAACACUAAUUUAAUUGUGUCGCCUGAAGGUGUGCUGCGGUUCCUUCUCCUAUGUCUCCUUAGCUGCGUCUUCCAAAACCACUGCAGCAGCAGCAGCUGAUCAGCAGUCAGUGCACCUUUCCUUUCACUCCCCUCUGCAGGAUUUAAUUAAGUAAUAAAGCUACGUGCUUAUUAAGUCCUCCAGCCACCUUUUCAACCGGCCAGAUUGUGUCCAUCUGUUACUCCUUACCUGUCCUUCCUUCUCUGUGAGCGCAGCGUUCAGUCCACUCUGCGGUGGUUUGCUUGGAGCUUCGCCGUUCAGACAGUCUCUGCAUGCAGAAGCCACAAGAUAGGUCAAAAUGCUAAUGAUUGCUAAUGUGUUUUUUUUUUCUGUGUUGCUCUCCGGUUUAUGUGUGUAUUCUUCAAAUCUUUUCAUCCCUGAGCCAUAUUGCGAGCUGGAUGCGUCUUAUCUGUGCCAUCUCUGCAUACCCGGGUUGUUUCGCAGUGGCAUUAUUUUUGUAUUACUCGGUCUUAUCACCAGAUGUGUAUCUGUAUAUGGUUUUCCCUCCGCUGAGCCUGGCAGCGUCACCUCCGCUGGCUUUAGUUUAGCAGCUGGGCGCCCUGUAGCCUCUGCUUCUCAAGGGCGGCGGAACAGAUUAACGCCAGCACGGCCCGAGUGUGAUAAUCUCUCAAAUUCGCAUCGUGGCGAGCGCAUUGGCCGCCUCGCUGCUGCGGCGCCGAUAAGGUGGCUCCUCCGUCUUCCUCCCUGAUGCAACGCAGGUUGUGUAUUUCACUUGUUUUGACGUACAUUUUUAAUAAAGAGUUGCAGCGAUAACAGAAGCCAAAAAGUGCAUGUGAGAACUACAGUCGAUGUUUUAUGUUCCUUCUCUUCAGGUGUUUUGUAAAAAAAAAAAAAAAAAAAAAGCAAAUGUAAACAAGCGUAGCAAACCAUAGAGACUAACUGUCUGAGAAUUAUCUCACUGUCCACAUACGUUUUACUGUCUGAUGGCCACUGUGAAAUAUUUCAUCAUGUUGUUAUCUCAAAUAUAAAGUAUUUAUAUUGCA